AUGCCGGGUAAAUGUGGCCAAGAAAUAAUAUUUAAUCAGUCCAUUCUGGGAAAGAGCAACUUUGUCGAUUACAGAGGAACCACAGAAUUCACUAGGUGGGCAAUACUUUACUCGUCGGUCAAUACUAUGACUCGUGAUACCCCUGAAGAUGUCAGCACUGCAGGUGCAAAGGAUAUUUUAGAGGUUUUAAACCUACUAAAGGGAGGAGAAGAGAAAAUAUCAGAAGUGGAACUUAAGUUGGACGAAAUGGAAAAGAAAAUGGACUCUCUAUUAGUUCAGUUAGAGGAUCUGCACAAGGACAGCAACGAUUUGGCGAAAAGUUCCAGCCAAAAAUAA
Saccharomyces paradoxus is the source of this 336-nucleotide messenger RNA. It is a transcript of the gene CMI7, whose product is annotated as Cmi7p. The transcript has a single exon. The coding region runs from base 1 to 336 and encodes 111 amino acids. The record is from RefSeq and is a predicted model, not a curated record. NCBI's taxonomy places the organism in Eukaryota, Fungi, Ascomycota, Saccharomycetes, Saccharomycetales, Saccharomycetaceae.